Molecule: messenger RNA, 6773 nt
Organism: [Torrubiella] hemipterigena
Lineage: Eukaryota; Fungi; Ascomycota; Sordariomycetes; Hypocreales; Clavicipitaceae
Source: the annotation of a GenBank genome assembly
CACGCACUGCUGUUUGCUGCUCUACAGACAUCGCCUGUCCCGUCAUUUCGCAUCAGAAGACGUUUCAGGAGUGGCAGUGAAUGGAACUGUGCUGGAACCAACUGUUCGCUGCGUUUAAUAAACCCCGAGAGUGCCCAUUAGCCAAGCAGCUUUCGUAGCACGAGCGUCAUCCUGGCGGAGAAGCAUUCGGUAGCACCGAGCUUGCCACUUCCGUAAAUCUCGACUGUUGAUCUCGGCCAAGUUCCUAUCGACAGCCUUUUGCGAUUGUCGACUUAACAUUAAACCGCUACCGAAAAAGCAACCACCUUGACCAUCGUGCUGCGACGAGCCAUCACUUCUCCAUCUGCAUCAACUUCAACGCCGAGGAUCAUGCCCCUCACAGAAAUCUCGUUACAAUAUGUCGUCUCCAGAUGAGGUGCUCAAGGAAUGGUACCAGGCUUUGAAAGAAGUUCCGAAAGAUGCCCACUUGCUUUGCCCCCAGCUAGGACCGAACGAUGACGAAAAUUACAAAACUGUGUUACCAACAUCAGCCAUCAGCGACGAAGAACGAAAAAAGCGUAUCAAGGAUGCAGAUCGCAGAAUACAGAUUACAUAUUGGAAUAGUGUCAUCUUUGCCUUUGACCAGGAAGAUGUUGGUACAUGGGCGGCCGAGUUUGCAGACAGACUAACCGCCUGUUUGCGAGAGUGCAGUAACUGCAUAUACAAUUGGCAUAUGAAACGCCGCCAUUAUAUCAAAGAAUACGAAGAACGAUGGGAUACAGAAACGGCGGAUAACUUGGCCAGUGUCCUCACUCGCAAAGACAUUUCCCGUAUCAACCAGAGCCUUAGUUGGGCAAAGGAAUUCAUCCAAAAGAUUGAACAAUCUGGUACGAAGUUCAAAAGAUCACUUUUUGGAGAUCAUCAGAGUAUCGUCCUCACGACCGUCUAUGAGGCCCUUUGCUGUCCCGACUAUAUCGCACAACCCGAAACCCGCACCCUCUUCCAAUACGUAUUUUCUCGUCUGCAAGGCAAGAAUCACCUACGUCUUGGAGCAACGGACCCCAUUCCUGCGCUGAGCUAUUUCGUAUUCGACUUUCAGAAUGACGAUCGACGAGCGUGGGCAUAUGCCAAUUGGGAAUAUGUCCCAGAUUCAUCCAUGACAAUAGAACAAUUUGACUGGGCCAUGAACACCUGUCUCGUGUCAACGAUGGAUUACAUACACCGCAAAACCCUCAGAGCUGCGUCUCCCGAGGACCUUCUUCAGAUCGAACAGUUUUGGACUGGAUUUGAACGAAUCCUGAAAGCUGCUACGGGAAACUUGAUCAUGGAGCGCUUACGCAAUUUGGAGCGGAAGCCGGGCUGUCCGACUAUUUAUGACCUCCUUUAUAGUCAUAUAUCGUCGUGCAAUUCAGAGGGGGUCCUGGUCAUUGCCAUUCGUGUUAUCACUGGCUUGAUACAAAAAUGUCCGACAGCAUUCUGGGGCACACUGGCAGAUGCCAAACCAAAUGUAGUCGCAGACCUGAUUUUUGCAUCGCCGGCCUUCCCCAUGCUGCUUCAGCAAUCUGUCACAGGUCUUUGGACGCCAUGGGAUGCUAGCUAUGCUGGCCCUUUUGCUAUGUCUUGGAUAGGGCCGUGGAUGGAAUCGAUCCCUCGCGAUCGCAAAUGCGAUGCCUGUGAAGUACUCCUUCAAUCUCUCCUUAUGUCUCUGCCCAAGGUUGAUAUUGGAGAAGCGGGAUUGUCGGCGUGCAUAAGAGCAGGCUUUGACGCUCUAGCGCAGGCUGUUAGUGCCUUCGACGGCCAGGAUUCAGCCCUCGCCAAUGGCACCACCCACCUCUAUGCAGACAUGACCUUCAACCUUGUCGUGAAGUUUAUCGGCGUUCUCAAGACGAGUCUCCAAGAUAUUGAGAAGAAGCAAACCGAAGUGGGAUGGGCUACGUUCAAGGUUUCAGAGGCCGCCAUGCACGUGGCUUGUAUAACCAUGGACUUGGAUACAAGGCUCUGGUUUGCACAGCAUCGAGCAAUUCUUCGACAGGAUAGACUACAGGAUACCAUAACACGGAAAUCCGAUGAGUUCUGGAUGGCUGUGCGUGAUAUUUUUGAAAUAACACAACACCGAGUUGAAUUUGCAAAGGCUGUUCUCCGCACUCUUGGCUGUCUGACUUCCAUUGAACAAUUCAGAAAGAAAAAGACAGACACAAAACUUGAUCUACAGCAACUUAAGUUCAACGAAGGGCUGGGGAAGACUGAGGAAGUUCUGACUACUAUUAUUGGUAUAAUUGCUGAUUUUGAUGUCACGGACUUGAACACCCUUUUGGCCGACAAGAUUCCCAUCUAUGCGACAAUUGGACUCUCACUUCGUGGCGAUUCAGACUUAGCAGAAGCAUGUGCCGGAGUUUUGAAGGCGUGGACGGAAAAGCUUAGUCGAAGUGCUGCACUAGAGGAGAUGGCCUUACUUCAUACCGAUCAGAUACUCGCUAGUAUUAUUUGGGCUCAGGAUCAACUUUUCAGAGGGGCUAUGCCCUGGAGUAUGAUAAAGCCACUUGUUGUCACGGUUAAGGCGGUUCUACGGAGUCUCGUGGACCCUAGUGAUGGUGUUCUUCGCAAGGAUACUAUCGAUUCCAAGUCUGUUGCCAUUUUAAUAUCUUGGUGGAAGCAGCAGUGGACUUUCGUGUCCGAGUGUUGUCGUCAGAUUGAGAACUGGUCAUACUAUAUUGAGCGAAAAAUAAUGACAGACUUCUGUCGCGAAAUCAUGGAAUUGGCUGAGUCUCUCAUUAUGGAAGAUGGCCUGUUCACAUCCGCAGUUGCUAGGGCUCGCAACAAGAGCGAGGGGGAUGCAAUGAAGGACAUCCUUGCUCCAGCGAAGAAUCAUUUUGGUGGUAUGGAGAUGAUGAUUCGCCUAAAGGACGAAUGGCUAGUCGCUGUUACCACUCGUGUACUCUGCAAGAUUUUGACCCGUCUCCGUGAAAACGACUUGGAGAUCAAUUCAACAUCUCGCCAACACAUUAUCGAUGCUUGUGUUCCUAUCCCCGGAACAUCAAAAUACAAGAGAGCCACCAAUCUCAGAGAUGGACAGAGGGCUGAUUUCCUCCAGGCUCUUGGCAACAUUGAGGAUGAAGUGCAGUUUGUUUCCUCAGCUUCUGUGGCGUCCCAACCAGAGAAGGUAAAGAAGCAAACCAACCUGAAAGACUGGUCCAAGAGCGGUGCUUCUUCAAGUGGCGCGUCAUCCUCAACUUCCAACAGAGAUGAUGUCUUGAACCUUAGUAGAUCAAUUGAGAAUCCAGUCUUGAAACGUAUGGCAGCUGAGCGUCAAGCGAAAGCAGCAGCGGCAAAGUCCAAGACCAAGGUUCCAGAUCUCAAGGCUAUCUCAGCGCUGAAAGAGAGUCGACAAAGGGAGAAGGCUCUCAAAGCACAACGAGAUGCUGAAGCAAUUGCGAAGGCCAAGCAACUACGCGGAGAGUCCGAUGGUUCACUUGGCCUUGCGAAUAAAGACCGGAGCGAAAUCAUGGUUCAUAGUUCCGAUGAAGAGUCUGACAACGAGAGUGAAGAUGAGGAAGCAAUCGGUCAACUGGCAGCAAUCAGCAGUGGUGGGCAAAAGUCUCUUGAUGCUGCAGAAAGGAAGCAGAUGCAGGCAUUACGAGACCAGACCCGGCGACCAGUAAAGAAGAUCCGACAACAACGAUCCGUAAAGGAGAUGAAAGCUCGGCUCCUACCGCCUAUGGAUCGUCUACACAAUACUGUUUUAGCAUGGGAUAUAUUUCACGAAGGCAAUGAGCCUCCGUCUGGUCCUCAAGCGUCUUCUGUGGCAACGACAUACUCAAAUCCAAGAAGCUACCAGGAUACCUUUUUCCCUUUGCUUGCGUCGGAAGCAUGGCGGUCUUUUGUUACUGCAAAAGAUGAACUUACUGCCAAGCCCUUUGGUAUGAAUGUUGCAAGUAGAGCGAAUGUCGAUAAUUUUAUCGAAAUUACAUUUACUCUGCCAGUUGAUGAGCAGCGAGACCGUGGAGUGUUUGAGGGUGACAUUCUCCUAGUCUCUGAAAGUGAUGACCCCCUCGCAAAUCAAGGCGAUAGGCAUUGCUUGGCUCGCGUUCAUCGCACAACGUUCAAGAAAGAGCGUGUCGAAAUCAUCUUUCGAGUUGCAUCUAGAGGUAAUGCGCUUGUCCCAUGUCUGACACCUGGUGGUGGUGUUCAUGGUAUCAAAAUUACCAACAUGACCACUAUCGAGCGAGAAUAUGCGGCACUGGAAAGUUUGCAGUACUAUGACUUGAUGGAUGAAGUAUUGAAGGCAGAGCCGUCGCCAAUUUUACGUUAUGGCGAUGAAAAAGUCAACAACUACAUGGCAAACUGGGCACUCAAUAGAGGUCAAGCCAUGGCAGUCCUUGGUGCCCAAGAGAAUGAUGGUUUUACGCUAAUCCAAGGCCCUCCGGGAACUGGCAAAACAAAGACCAUUAUAGCAAUGGUCGGUGCGUUGCUCUCAGAGCAGCUUGCACAGUCACAAAUGAAUGCAGUACCCCUACGCCCCAGUGGUCCUAUAACUGGCCCUCCUGGUGCACCCCGUGGCAAGAAGCUUCUUGUUUGUGCACCAAGUAACGCCGCUGUCGAUGAACUCGUACUGCGUCUAAAAAAUGGCAUCGUUACAUCCAGUGGCAAAACGCGCAAAAUCAACGUUUUGCGCUUAGGCCGAAGUGAUGCCAUCAGCGCAGCUGUCAAAGAUGUCACUUUGGAAGAGCUUGUUCGCAUCCGUCUAGAAGGUGAUACUACAAGGGAUAAGGCCAAGGCAGAUCGAGACAAGAUGCAUGAGACUGCGGGCAAGCUGAAAGAAGAGCUUUCGCAUUUGAUACCACGUAUCGAGGAUGCCCGCCUGCGCAACGACACUGAGCUUCUCAAUCGCCUAUCCCGAGAACGUGACGGGCUAAAGAAACAGCAAAUGGAGAUUGGUCGGCGCAUUGAUGCCGAUAAGGAAAGCGGCAACACUGUCGCGCGUGAGGUGGAAAUGCGCCGCCGCCAAGUGCAGCAAGAGAUCUUGAACGCUUCGCAAGUGCUCUGUGCCACACUGAGUGGUAGUGGCCAUGAAAUGUUCCGAAACCUUGAUGUUGAGUUUGAGACGGUAAUCAUUGAUGAGGCUGCACAAUGUGUGGAGCUGAGCGCCCUGAUUCCCCUCAAGUAUGGUUGCUGCAAAUGCAUUUUAGUUGGUGAUCCAAAGCAGCUUCCACCCACUGUGCUCUCGCAGUCUGCUGCCAGGUUCGGUUACGAUCAAAGUCUCUUCGUCCGCAUGCAACAAAACCACCCCAAAAGUGUCCACUUACUAGACAUGCAAUAUCGUAUGCACCCUGAGAUCAGCUGCUUUCCUAGUAAGGAAUUCUACGAAGGCCAACUCAAAGAUGGCCAGGACAUGGCCGGGCUCCGAAAUCAACCAUGGCACAAAUCUGAACUCCUUGGGCCUUAUCGUUUCUUUGAUAUCGAAGGUUCGCAGGAGAGAGGCCGUCGUGGCCAGUCACUCAUCAAUACAAGGGAAUUGGAUGUUGCUCUCCAGAUGUACGACCGAUUUAGUCGUGACUUUGCAGAAUGCGACUUGGCCGGUAAAAUCGGCAUUAUUACUCCUUACAAGGCCCAACUUUACGAAUUACGAUCAAGGUUUCGUUCACGAUAUGGUGAAAGCAUUACUGACAUUAUCGAAUUCAACACUACAGAUGCCUUCCAGGGCCGCGAGUGCGAAAUCAUCAUUUUCUCUUGCGUCAGAGCUAGUGCCACUGGCGGCAUUGGCUUUAUGACGGAUAUUCGCCGCAUGAAUGUCGGUCUAACAAGAGCAAAGUCGUCACUUUGGAUCCUCGGCGAUGCGAGAGCGCUGCGACAAGGUGAAUUCUGGGCAAAACUCAUUGAAGAUGCUAAGGAGCGCAACCGAUACACUAAGGGUGAUGUCUUGGGCAUGUUCCGUCGACCCUUGCAGCUCAAGUCUGGCAAGGAGACUAGUCCACCAUCUAUCAUUAAGCAAGAAGAUGUGGAAAUGUCCGACGCACCGUCUGUUGAUGAGAAAUCCAACAUGGGCACACCUUCCGACCCACCGAGCGUCAAACCCGAGGCAAUAGCGCCGCGAAGUAUCGUUGUGGCGUCGAGGUCCCCGGCCGGACCGCCGGCAAUCCGCACAAGCACGACGCCUGCACCGGACACCAAAAAACGCGGACUCGACAGCCCGGACUCGGCACAACCUGAAAUCAAGAGAAUUGCGAGCACGAAGCCGCGCAGCGGCUUGAUGAACAAGUUCGGACAGAAGCCCCCCCGACCUGUUCGACCACCAACGGACCCUGCCGGGAUGACAUCCCUAGGCCUAGUGCCUCCCGAGCGUCCACCGGCCCGUCUGGACCCCCUCUCCUCGAUAACACCAACGAUGAAGACGAAGCCUCUUCAGAAUCCAGCGAUGGAUCCGAUACCGCAGAGUGGAUCGACGUCAGCAUUUCCAAAACCACCACGGCCGGACCCGAGUAAACUUAAUCCCAAUGGGCCAACUGUACCCAAAAAGAAGGGCAAGCCGAGCAUGUUUAUCCCUAAGAAGCGCUAGCAACGGCAAUGUUUACACAGCUGGUGGAAGAGAAAGGAACCAUUACUACUUAUUGAUACUUUGCAUAGAUUUGUUUGCAUUGCUUGGCGUUUUAUACAUUGGCUCGCAUCUCAAAAGAUUUCAGGGAUUAGGAAGUUUACAUCUUGCAUUUUUUACAAGUAACUGCUUUGGUCCCGUCAUUGGCCACACCCUCUGUGAAGAGUGGCUCUUUAGCAUACAUUGGAAAUAGCACACGAUUAUU